Pelodiscus sinensis (Chinese soft-shelled turtle) is the source of this 5413-nucleotide messenger RNA. Its product is annotated as lysophosphatidic acid receptor 6-like. The record is from RefSeq and is a predicted model, not a curated record. Gene Ontology annotation, biological process: G protein-coupled receptor signaling pathway. Gene Ontology annotation, molecular function: oxysterol binding; G protein-coupled receptor activity. Gene Ontology annotation, cellular component: membrane. Lineage: Eukaryota; Metazoa; Chordata; Testudines; Trionychidae.
UAAACAUGCAGGGAAGGGAACUGUGGGUGUGGAGGGGGGGGGCGUCUCUUCCCCAAGACCUAGACCCAAAAUGGGAUCAGACCACAGUAGGCAAAUCUCUUAUCUCCCCUCUUCUGUGUAAGCUCUGUUGUUUUGCAGUUUAGCACGAGAGAGAGUCAUUUCUGUACGUACCAUUAAGGCUGCGCUUGAAUUAUGGGACAGUUGUCAACGACUUGCCGCUGAGAUGUGGAUAAGGGUGGCAAAACAUCGCGGCAAAGCAGUAAUGGACCUUUGUGAUCGUUUGGAAAAGCCAGCAAAGACGUAGUUGUUUACGGAAAAAAAAGCCCCGGCCAGAAUAAAGAGACACAUACGCCAGUAGUCCUUUAUGCUGGCUAAUAUAUUUGCUAGCCAGACCGUUUGCUGUAACUGUGUAAUGGUUAUUCAUGCGUGGGGCUGACAAUGGGAUCCCCAGUCGCCCAGGGCUAACCGUGGACCUGCCCCGCUGCCAACCGCUGUGGGCUCCCCCUGUCCCUCUGCCAACUGCCCAGCUGACAAAAUGGUCAUAGAAGCCUCGUUCGUUGAUGCAACUCAGUAGGCAAAUCAGACUCCAGUUUGCUCUUGGAUCACUUGUGCUGGUGCGGCAGAUGGGUGAUGCACUUAUCAGCGCAUAAACCGCCCAUUCAGCAAGGUAGCUUUUUUAAAAAAUGAACUCAGCUCAUUUUUGUGACACUUAAGCCUCAAGUUUUGCCCAUUUAGGAGUAUGCUCAGCAUCAUAUUGCAUACUGCCUCAUGGAUGGCACCAAAACACCAGUGUGCAACGCUGUUAGCAAAGGCCCAGGUACUGUUAGAGAACCUGGCACCUGAUUUUUUUUUCCAGUAGUGCUGUGCAUUGAUGUCACAUGGGCGCUAAAAAUCUGUGCUUGAGGCUAACCUGGUUUGCUGGGCUUGUUACGCAACAGCUCCUCUUUGUGGCAAAAGCCUUCUGCAGCGUGACUGAAACAGACACGCGCAACUUCUAACAGCCUCGUGCACCUGCCUUUUGCUUUACCUCUUUUAACGUUGGGUGGUAUCUCACUGCUCGGCCUGAUCUGUGACAAACCUAUGUGCCUUGUGGCUUGCUGAAAGGCAAGCAACCGUAUCGCCCAGUUAAACACUAGUACUUGUCUGGGCCCUCUUAAAAACAUCUGGCUUAGUGCACACUAAGGUGCCCGAUGUCAAUGUUAUUAAUUAGCCCCCCCCUCCCCCUCCAUGCACCCAUGUUGCAAUUAUUAAGGUAGAUCCAUGCAACUGGCCGGAAAGAGGGUCAGAUUGUCCACGGUUUACCCCCACCUGCCUUUGAGUUUGGGUGACUUGGCAAGGUUAUCUGGGUAAUUAUUUCCCAGCCAUUGUGGCAACUUUGGGCAGAGGCGCCUCUUUGACCCACCUAGACUUGGCCCAUGGCACAAAUAGCCGAGGUUCCUGAAGGCUGUAAUAUUUGGUGGUCUUUUGGUUGCUUUGCAGUGGCAGUGGUGGCGGCAGCUUGUAAUAGCAGGAAGUGAAAUUAAAUUCUAAGGCUGCGUCCAGACUGGCAUGAUUUUGCACUUUUCCAUUAGAAGUAUUUGCGCAAAAUCAUGCCAGUCUAGAUGCAGCCUAAGGCUCUGAGACAAGCUGCCUCCUUGUAAGCAGAGCUGGUGUUCAGUCUGCUCCUUAAGGUAAGAAGGUGCUUUUUGUGAUAGGUUGGGGGCCGGGGUGUUGGAUUGGCUACACAGUGGCCUAAAUUAAAAAUCCUAUUUAAUACUCAGCUGCGAGAUGUGUGCAAUGCGCACAGCUGGGGAUGAGAGUUUGGGAUGGUGAAAUAAAGUAUUUCAUCCCCUUACUGGUACUCUGGUGGCAAGGUUCUCAGUGGACUCACUCCUCCCACCCACUGAGGAAGUGGUAAGAAGUUGCUGCUGCAGACGCUCCCUUCAUGCACACAGGUUGGAUCCUACGCUCUUUCUAAUCCAGUUGCACAAGGGGGAGUUGGGCACUGCAUGCUUAACACAAACUGCUACUGGCACCCUGGAAAAUGCCACCCACUCCCUUCCACACAGCUGGGCCGGUUCACCGUGGUAUCUCAGUGGGGAUGGUGCCCACUGAUGUCAUAUGACUGUUUCAUGCAUCUACUCCUGCAUUAGGGUGCCCCAUGUUGUUACCGUGGAGACUGAAGAUAUUGAAGAACAGUUAAGCGUCCAGCUGUUAUGUUAUUUUGCACAAGUGACAGGACUCACCUGGGUAUCUGAUCUCCACAUAGAGACAAGCACACAGGCACGCUGACACUGUGGGUCGAAUUUAGGCACCUGUUUCCCUAGAAAGGCAUUUACCAGUGGCCUAAAUCUUGCCACAUCUUUGCCAUUUCACCUUAGUGGGAAAAGCGUUAAUUGAAAUACAGAUUACAAACCGCAAGUGAAAUGAGUCUGAUUUAGGCUCAGGCUGAAGUCAAGCAUUGCUCCAUGGUCCGGUAGCUAUGGGUGUUCACUGCUAAGGGGACACCUGGGGGUUGCCUAGUAGCGCAGAUGCCUGUUGCAGCUGUGAAUGAACAUGGGACUGUGCCUUUCGCUCGCAAGUGUACAGAACGACUACCUUUUACUUGCUAGUGCAAAGACUUGCCUGUCACUCGCUAGUGCACAGUACUACCUUUCACGCGCUAGUGCAAAGACUUGCCUUUCACUCGUUAGUGCACAGAAAGCUAGACUUUCACUCGCUAGUAAAAUUGAAACAUAUGUUAUUGUAGUUUUACAUGACUUACGCUGGGCAUGAGGUGAACUGUUCUGCUCACCCGCGGGCCAGUUUCAGGUAUAAACUGGAACUUUCAAUCUAUCGCUUCGCUUCCUGUGGUUUCUCUCUGCAGAGCAAAGUGGGAGGGUUUUGCUGUAUACUUUGCAAGGCGACUUGUUUUGGUGCUACCCUUCACAGAGGAGAAUUCAGCAUCACGCUGCUGCUUUGUGUAGAGUCUUCAGAGGAUCCAGUGUGUUGGUCUCAUUUUUGAGGGCGCUACGAUGGCUUGAGCUGGUUUACUGUGUGAGAACAUUAGCUGCCUUUUUAACCACACAGUGAUGUAACAACUUGGGUUCUAACACCAGAACAGAGAGCUCCUGGAGCUUUGGACUUUAAGGUAAAACACUGCAUUAGCCGCCUCUUCCCAAAGCUAUUCCCUCAGAACUACUCCUUCUGCAGCCAAAAGCAUGGCAACCAAUUGCUGUUCCGUAGCCAGGGAACACAGCAAUACAACAACGGGGGAUGCCAGUUUGGAAGCAGACUUCCAGUACCAUCUCUUCACCAUCAUUUACAGCAUCGUCUUUGUAUUGGGCCUGCUCGAAAACAUCUUAGCUCUCUACCUUCUGACCCGCCAAGUCCAGCACACCUCGCAUUCCUACCUAUACCUCAUCAACCUGGCCGUGGUUGAUACCUUGUUUGUUUGUAUGUUGCCCUUUAAAAUCCAUUAUCAUCUGAACAAGAACAAUUGGAUCUUUGGCGACAUGGCGUGUAGGAUCACCGGGACCUUGUACUAUAUCAACAUCUACCUCAGCAUUGCCUUCUUCACAUGCAUUUGCAUGGAUCGUUACAUCGCAGUGCUGCACCCCUUCACCUACAUCAGGAUCAGAGCCACACACUACUUGAUAGUGGUCACUGUCCUGUGGGUUGCUGCUGCCAGCAUCAUGGUCCCGCUGAUCCUUGGCGGCCCCCUCCACAACAUGGGCCCAGAGAACACGACGGCUUGCUUUGAGAACUUCUCGGUAGCCAGCUGGACCCAUCGCAUGAUGCCCUACAACAUCUGUGCCUUGGUGUUUGGCUUUGCCAUCCCAUUCGUCAUCAUCCUCAUCAGUUACCCUCUCGUGGCCAAGCGGAUUGCCCACACCAAACGCAGCAUUCAUAAGAGGAAGGCCUUGAGGACCAUCUACAUGAUCCUGCUCAUCUGCACCUUGUGCUUCCUCCCUUAUCAUCUCACUCACCUAUUCCACUUCCUGGUGAGAGUCCAGCUCAUCCAGAGUCACGUGUUUGCCCUUUUAAUUUACAAAAUGCGGCGGGUCACCUUGGCCCUGGUCAGUUUCAACUGCUGCCUAAACCCCAUCCUCUACUACUACACAUCUUCCAACAAGCCGUGGCGUCUUGGCCUCAAGCGGAGGACCAGAACCAAAGUUUAUACCAUCUGUGACAGACAAGUAAAUGGCCCUUCCCCUCCUUACAAAAACAAGGCAGCAGUGAGACCAACACCACAGCAGUGGAGUGAGCUGCCUUUUCUAAAGUAAGGUCAAAAAGUUAUUUAUCCAUAGGUUACUGGUUCAAAUCCAUCUGAACUUUGAAGAGUAGUCAGGAAACAGCCUGAGGUCAGAGUCCUGCUGUGUUAGAUGCUAUACACACAUACUUUUAGGACAGGGACUGUGAAUUGAAUUUAUAGGUAGCAUCAGUCUGCUUCCUACACAACCAGAGUCUGUUACAACCCCUGCAUCCCCCCCAAAAGUGUGUUAAAUGGCAAGAAAGACAAUUCCCUUUCUCCUACCAGUUCCAAGGCACAUUAGCAGAGGUGCCGGUGUUGUGAAUAGAUAGGACUUCAGUUUUCCAACACCGAAGAGUGUCAAGAGUAUCCGGCAAUACUCCCACAGCAGUAUUACUAAGCAGUACAAAAGAAAUCCUGUAUUUGGAAAGUGGUGCCAUUGUAGGCUGAUUUCCAAAGUAAACUGGGUAGCUGGCUUUCUGCUAUUUAAAAUAACCUUGUAGAAUGAGAACAAUUCCACUCCUUGUGUACAGUAUGAAAUAUGUAAUUGGCCAUUAUCGUUAAUAAAUCAAAUAUGAAUUUUCAGAGCCUUUGCCUUUACUGAAUACUCAGCUGACUCAUUUCCUCUUUAGCAUCCUUUUCUCAGAUUUCUGAGGUAUUCUUUAUUUUAACCGCUAUCAAGGCAGUUUGGUCAAAAAUUGGGACUCAGAGGACUGUGUGCUAAUCCCAGCUGCUCUGCAAGAUUUUGGUACAUCACUGACUGUCCAUCUGUAAAACAGGAAUAACUGAGCACCUCAGAGAAGUAUGGGGUUCAUUAUUUGCUGAACAGAGAAAGCACAGUAACUAAUUUUCACAAUCUGUGGGGGACUUUCUUCCUCUUGAUCAGCGCCACAGCUUGGGGUUCAGGGUUUUCAACUGGUGUUCAAAGAAGUGCACAAGUAGGUGGUAGUGGAUAAGAACUAAGUAACUGCUUAAAAAUAAUGCACAAUUUAAUCUCUCAAUUCUGCUUUGAAAUUCUGAUCCUGUGUUCAGUGAAGAAGCAACAAGACAGUUGAAUCCUUUUUUUCACCAGCUUCCAAGGCAGCUAAGUGAAUUAAAAUGUUGUUCAGAGCAUCUUCUUGUGAAGGGCUGAGGUAUGAUUUUUUUUUUUAAUUAAAAUAAAGUGAAUGGAAGGACUUUGAAAAUCUCUUACCAUGGUCUGCA